Messenger RNA from Rubroshorea leprosula, 1062 nucleotides. Lineage: Eukaryota; Viridiplantae; Streptophyta; Magnoliopsida; Malvales; Dipterocarpaceae. The record is from the annotation of a GenBank genome assembly.
GAAGAAAGAUCAAAGCAGGAAAAUGAUGUGAAGGAGAAUACUGGAGGUGGUGGUGGAGUGGGCCCCAAUGUGUAUGGAGAUGGUGGGCCAGGAGGAGGUGGUUAUGGAGGUGGUGGGCCCGGAAGAGGUGGCUAUGGAGGUGGUGGGCCUGGCGGUGGUGGGCCUGGCGGAGGUGGCUAUGGUGGGGGUGGACCUGGACGUGGUGGGCCCGGAGGAGGUGGCUACGGUUGGGGUGGACCUGGAAGUGGUGGAUAUGGUGGUGGUUGCAGACACGGUUGUUGCUAUGGCGGUUUUGGAGGAGGUUGCUACAGGUGCUGCACUGCUGCUGAGGCAGCUAGCAAAGAGGAGAAUGAAAGCAAACCAUAAGAACAACUGAACAAGGAUAUAUCUAGCUAAAUAUCAAUAGCUAUAUAAUAUAGUAUUAAUUAUAAAUAAGAAACAUAAAGCGGUAGGAAAACUCCAAAGUCAACUUAAUUAACCCCCUAGAACAUGGUACCCCUUGUAGCUUUUCUGAAAGCUCCAGUACUUGUGAAUUUCACUGAGCAAUAAAAAUUUCUCUCAUGCUUAUCUCAAAGCCCAAUUUUCUUUUAAUUAUUUGAGAGCCCCCCCCAAGCCACCGACUUUCCCCCCCUUAAAAACCCGGUGAGAUCUUGAUGAAUUUCUUCUUCUUUUCUUGUUAAAUCACAAGAUUUGGGGCUUAGAAUCUUCCCUCUCAACCCAGAAAAUCCCGGUUCUGCUCUGCUCUUCUCCCCUGUCCGCCGGCUGCUGUGGGUUUGAAUUUCUGGGCAUUUUUCGGUCCGUGAGUUCCCUGCAGCUUGCCGCCGGCUUCUUCUUCCCCUGCCAGGUCCGGUUUUUGCUGGGAAAAUUCUGGUUCUUGAUCGUUCUGUCCAUUUAGCACUGAGAUCGAGUCUUCGGUUUUAUGUGAGUGAGUUAAGUAAAUUAUGGUAAAGUCCUUUGAUUUUAAAGCAUGUUUUAAAUUGUUUUUGAGAUGGUGGCAAGGUUUAAAUUGAUUUUAAAUUGAUUUUAUCAGCGUAUGAGUGUGAUUAAACUGAAAUGAGAAUU